GCAGGCAAGGCAGAGAGGGAGAGAGGGGAGAGAGAGCCCCAAAGCAGCCUUGUGCCUCUGAGCUGGGAUCUGCCAGGGCAGAGCCAGCAUGCUGCUCCUCAGCCCGCUUGUCCGGGGAUCUUACCUGCUGCUUUUCUUCUGCUUUGCUUUGUCUCAGACUGCGUACGCUGACAAUGUCUUCUCACUUUCAGCAGAUCUCCCUUGUUUGGAACAGAAGAAGCAGCACUGCAGAGCGUGCUGCCUCCUUGGCCCUCCUCCACCGCCCCUGUUCCCACCACCGUACUUCAGGCACAGCUGGAGCACUAAGCUGGAUAUGGAAGAGCUGUGUCAUGAGCUCCAGAUAAUACAGGCUUCCUCUCUGCCUGAAUUGCACUGCUUUCAAGGGCCUCCUGGCCCCCAGGGUCCACAAGGAAUUCCUGGUAUAAUGGGACCAAAAGGGGAGAAGGGGGAGAUUGGCAGGCCUGGAAGAAAGGGCAGACCAGGUCCCCCGGGCGUCCCUGGGAUGCCAGGACCAGUGGGAUGGCCUGGGCCUGUGGGACAGAAGGGUGAAAAGGGAGAGUUGGGUGUGAUGGGAUUGCCAGGUACAAGAGGACCAAUGGGCUCCAAGGGUUUUCCUGGAACUAGAGGAGAAAAGGGAUCCAGAGGUGACAGAGGCGACAAAGGAGUCAAAGGAGACCCGGGAGAAAUAGGCUUCCCUGGAAUGCUGGGACAAAAAGGAGAGAUGGGCCCCAAGGGACAGUCUGGAGUACCAGGACACAGAGGACCUAUAGGAAGACCUGGAAAACGAGGCAAACAAGGACUCAAGGGAGACAUUGGACCGGCGGGUGUCAUGGGCCCACCUGGUAGGCCUGGCCCUGUUGGCCAGCCGGGCCCCCCUGGACCGUCUGGACUAGGGCAAUUUGCAAUAGGACCAAAGGGAGAAAGAGGACUUCCAGGGCCUCCAGGGAGAUGUCUCUGCAGAACCCCACAGCACAUGAGUAACCCAUCAUAUGAGCAAUCUGUGUUUGGACACAGCUACCCAAAAGUUCCCGCGAUUUUUGUGGUGAAUAAUCAAGAAGAAUUGGACCGGUUAAACACCGAAAAUGCAUUAGCUUUUAGAAGAGAUCAGAGAUCUUUGUAUUUCAAGGAUACCUUUGGAUGGCUCCCAGUCCAGCUCACCCCUUUGUACCCCGUGGAUUACCGCUUCGAGGAGCGGGGUACCUGCGGAGAUGGCAUCGUGCAGGAUGGGGAGGAGUGCGACGACGGCAACGCAGUUGUGACUGAUGACUGCAUAAGGUGUCGCCGUGCUUACUGUGGAGAUGGCUACAAGCACGAGGGGGUUGAAGACUGUGAUGGGAUGGAUUUUGGAUACUUGACAUGUAGAACAUACCUUCCUGGGUAUGUAAGAGGAGGUCUUCACUUUGGUUUGGUGGGGUUUUUUGGUUUUUGUUUAUGGAGAGGGGGUUUUGUGUGUGUUUUCCUUUCUCUUUUUCUCUUUUCCAGCUUUAAAACAGAGGAGUUUCACCCACUUGAAUCUUGGUCCACUGGGACCACUGCAAGUAACAGUGGUCUAUCAAAUUAUUUCUGUAUAUCAUUGACUUUAAGGACUAAAUCUCAUUUCACAGUAAGAAGUACAUGCCCCUUACUGUACAAGACAAAUGAAGGUCACAUAGACCUAUGGUUGCCUAUUUCUUGCCAAGAUUUCCUUAUAUUUAUUAAUAUAUGUCCAGACAUAACAUAAGAAAAGUAUGACAAGAUGAUCACAGUGAAGGAAAAAAAGCCUACAACAGCCAAACCACAGGCUUGUACCAACCUCUUGCUGCCCUUCCCAUUAAUGGUUACUCUGGGGGUGUGUUUGCUUCUGAAUCAAGCAGUCAUCUGUCAGCUUUUCCAAAGUGCAGGAAAUGCAUUCACCAGCAGCUGCAAAGCCAUGCAUCUGUGUAGCAAAGUCCUUCAUUUAAAACAUCUGCUUACUGUUGACUGGCCUUCUCUGCCUUUGUUUAGGCAGCUUCCUCUGGUCAGCGUUUUGCCUCCUACAGCAGCACCUCUAUUUAGCUGUCAGGUAUUGUUAGUGGCUAACAGGAAACAUUUAAUUUGCAAAUUAAAUUAUGUGCACAGCCCUCAUCAUUCAGGGAACAAUAAUGUGCUAAUUGACAGGAAUAAGAAACCACAGGAUGUCUCUGUAAAUCUAGCGCUGUGCUAAUCCUUCCACUGUAAUUGUCGGAGCGCUUUUGGUAUAAGAGAUUACUAAAAUCCAGACCAGUCAACCUGACAAAACUGAAACGUUUUACAGAGACCUCAUCUUGAGACAAUGUGGAGCUGUUCUCUACUGUGAAAACUAUUCCCUUCUAAGAGUCUGAAAUUUGGCGCCCAAUAUAGCACCACAAAAGCUGAAGAAAACUUUAUAAAUUUCACUUUGCUUGUAUAUUGAAGUUGUUGAAGAGCAACUGAGAUAUUUUAUUUUUGUGUGUAGUCUGCAAAUUAUCUGCCAAACUAAAGAAAAAGCUGUGAAUCAUGAGAAAGUGGGCUGAGUACGUGAGUAUGACACUCCCAUGGGAGUUUUACCCCGAAGUAACCUUUCCUCCAAGAGCUCUGCUGCAACUGAUUUUCCCAUUUUUUACUCUUUCCAGCCCACAGAUCCCUCCUCCUGUUUCACACACCUUCUCUUCAGAUUUUAUGUUAGUCUGAGAAUGUGGGUUAUCCUAGGACAUAGUUUUAAAACUGCUUAGUCCACAGCUUGAUGUUGUGCAUGGGUUAUUCACUUUGGGUUAUUCCAGCAAUAAAAACUCAUUUAAAUUCUUAUUAACAAUUCUGGUCAGGUCUUCAGUAGGUAGAGUCACUGCUCAGUUUAAGUCAGUAGAAAGACAAAAUCUCUGGUUUUCAUUAUUUUGCAAGGACUCUUCAAUUCACUCUUUUAAAAAUUAUUUCUAUAUGUGCCACUCUCAUUAUUUCAAGUACAUGAAAAAAAAGUUAAAGGACAGGCACAGUCAUGCCUGCUGAAGCUAUUGGGAGUAACUGGAAAAACACUUAACUCAGAGACUCAGAUAUUUUGUUCCACAGCUCCCAUGGGUGAGCGCCAGGGCCUUUUUCAUCCACCCCCAUGAAAUGCUCUAGUCCUGAUGCCAACAGGGACUUUAUUUUUUUUAAUUGACAUUACUGGGAGUUAAGUCUUCACUCAUAGUUUCUCCUGGACGUCUGUUUUGCUGACAGAGGAGAACGUAGUCGAGCACUGAUGAAAAUUGCCCUCCUGCUUUGUUUCCCAUAUGCUGCUGCAUAUGCAUAUUCUGGAGUUCUUCACUCCUACGGAGAGUUACAUCCAGGAACCAUGUAAGUGAACCAUACCGUGCUUUGAAACUGAGAUAUUCUCUUUUAUUCCAGGUCUUACGGGAAAUUGCGCUGCACUUCUUACUGCUACAUUGACUCCACACAGUGUCGAUACUUCACAUGAGGGGAGCAGAGGUGGGGAGCAUCCCACGCCUAGGGGGUGCUAGGUGCUACACUAUCACCUAUCCAAGAAGGACUGGGACAAAAAAACCCCACCCACCUCUGGGAAAACAAACAAAGACACAUCAUGCUGCUGAUGGCCAUUCUGAGAUUUUUUUUUUUAAUAUAGAUUUGUCAGAUAAGGAAAAAUAGGACCACUGCAUCCUGUCUUAAUAGAGAAAUAAAUGUCAAGCUGUGUGUGCCAGUGAGACUCCCAUGCGGCUGCGGAUGGCAACUUGCUCUCCAUCACAAAAGCAACAUUAAACUACUGGAAGCUGAGUUUCAUUAACCAGGAAUGUCAUGUAACAAUUACCUCGAUUUAGCACUGUUAAACCCAAAUAUAAUCUCUUCAGGGGUUUCGCCUUUAACCCUUCCCUGCAUAAACACAAAGCAUAUCCUGGAUGCAGUGUUUAGAGGGACUUUCUCUUUUGUUACAAUGUGAACUUAGCAAGUGUUGUUUGUAUCCAAUAGAGAUGACUUCAGCAACUCUAAGGUUACCAAUGCUCCUUCAUUGGUCAAAGGAGUUAAAGUUCUUUCAGAAUCAGCAAAUCAGUCAAAUAAGCUGGUUAACAUCACCUUCAGUCAAAGGCAUUGUCUUUGUGUGUCUGUGCACCAUGAGCAGUCACAGGAGGCCAGCAAAACACACCACAAAGGACAAACUGGACAAAUAAACUGUGAAAUAGCCAAGAAGUUCUCUCCCAGGAGAAAAUCAGACAAGGAGGGAAGAUAAAGAAAGAACAUAUUUCUGUAUUUUUCUCUUCUGUGUUGAGCUGGCUGGGCUCUGCCUGACCCCAAGGAGCUGGGACAGCAUCCGUUCCCUGCCUGAAACCACAGCCAUGUACACAUUGUCUUCUCUCUGGUGUCCACACUGGAAGGUCUUUGCAUUUGCAACCCCUUGUCCACCCAACCAUCAUCAUUCAAUUCCCAGUUACCCCCUGUGCUCCCUCCCCCUCUGCCACGGGCUGUUUCUGCCACCGUGUGUGCUCACAUUUGUAUCGCUGUAAAUCAGACCGCGGAGUAGCGCGUUCAGGGAUGCCCGGUCAUGCUGUGCAAUGUACAUGUGGGUUUUUGGUUUUUGGGAAGGUCUCUCAACUAUAUCAGCUCUGAUUGGAGUCAGGGUAAUGAUAUGCUUAUUUAUUAGCAAGUAGUGAAGAGCAAAUUUCACAUGGAAAGCAUAUUAAGUGUUACAUGAAAAAGAGUCUAUAACAGAAAAUGAAACAAGUAUGCGCAGAAUUCAGGACUAAAAGCCUUACAACUAGGCAUUACUUUCAUACAAGCCACUCUUUCCUGCUUUGUGGUAAAUGUUGUACAGGACUGUGUGAAAUGUGUGAGUUGUCUGUGCCAGUGACAGCACUGCAACAGCUGCGCUGACACUGGCACUUCUGUAGAGGUUAAAUAAAGGUGGAUGUUGUGUUAUAAUGAUAACACAUUAAAGCAAUCAAACACAUGCAACUUUUACCACCUGCCUAGGAGACAUUAACUAUGCAUGUAUAAAGUGAUAUUGGAAAUCACCAAUUAGCAACAAAAAAAGAACGAAAAUUUGUGUACUCUUCAUGAUUAACACUUACCUGGGCUAUUUAUGUUGCUAUGAAGCCAAGUCACCAGCAUUUGUAGCCCAGUUCAACAGUUUUGUUUUUGUUUUUUUUUUUUUUUUUUUUUUUCUUAACUGAGGUCUUAAUAAAAGGUCCAGGAACCACUGGGACAAGAAAAUUGCCACAAACUCUGGAAAUCUGGGCACUAGCACAGCUGCCUUUUUAAUUUCCUGUGCUAGUGCAAGCAGCAGGUUGCAGCAGCAGCAUCACACCACGAGGAGCAGGCUCUGGUUGCUGGGAGACUCUCGAGGACAAACACACUCCCAGGAGCACAUCCUGCUGGCCAUCCCUCCGGGUGAACCCCUGGCAGAAUCUGCUGGUGUUACCAUCCUGGGGUGGAGACACUCCAUCUGAACUACUCACCUUCUCCAAGGAUUUAAUCUCAACCCCCCAAAAGGAUGGAGUCUCUGAGAAGUUGGUAAUUCCAGUGGCCUUUCACCUUUAGUUUUUAGUUGGAUAAUUUUUCAUUAAAAGCUCCUACCUCCAAAGGACAUCGAAAUAACAAAGUGACGUGCAUGGAUCAUAGAAAGGAGAUGUGGUCACCCAGGUAAAACUGUACUGCUCAUGUUCAGAAAGGGGCCUAUCAGCCUGGUCAGUCUGGGAACACUUGCACAGCAUGGAUUUUAAAUGGACAAAGCAAUGUCAAAUAUAAGAAAACAAAAAACAGUUUCAUACUACCAUUACUAUCUUGCUCCCCUCAGAAGAUAAAGCAUGAGAAAGACACCUGGGAAGGUGUAAAGUAUUUAAAAUGCUGCAAAAGAAAUAUUUUGCCCUCAUUUCUGACAUACCUGAUUUAUCAUCAAUUGGGUAUUCUUCAGCUGGCUGAUGUCUGGUCUGCUGCAAAUUGUUUUCCCUCCUUCUCUGAGUUUGGGAACUUAAAACAUUGUGCCAAGACCGGUUCAAAAGUCAAUUGGAAUAUUUCAGUUCACUGGACUUUUGUAGCUGCAUACACUUGUGGGAGAGUUUUCUAAUGAUUAGUAUGCAACUCUAGGCAAGUACAAAGAAUUAUGUCAUGCACUGUAUUAAUGUAUACAAAAAAAUCUGGUUUGCACUUAAUAUAUGAUUAAAUAUAUGUAAUUGCCUACUAGGUAUAUUAGCAGCUCAUGUCAAUAAAUCAUGCUACCUUAGUUCCCCUACGUCCUUACUUUCACUUAUUUUGGCUUUAACAGCACAGUUUUAAAUAUAAUUACCUAGUUUAAGAUGCUGGGGAGGCAAAAAACACCUCUUUUCCCAUGCCUGCUGCC
Passer domesticus (house sparrow) is the source of this 6298-nucleotide messenger RNA. It is a transcript of the gene COLQ, whose product is annotated as collagen like tail subunit of asymmetric acetylcholinesterase. Lineage: Eukaryota; Metazoa; Chordata; Aves; Passeriformes; Passeridae. Gene Ontology annotation, molecular function: extracellular matrix structural constituent conferring tensile strength. The coding region runs from base 89 to 1720 and encodes 543 amino acids. The transcript has 16 exons. Gene Ontology annotation, biological process: extracellular matrix organization. The record is from RefSeq and is a predicted model, not a curated record.